This is a messenger RNA of Symbiodinium sp. CCMP2592, 5898 nucleotides long. Lineage: Eukaryota; Dinophyceae; Suessiales; Symbiodiniaceae. The record is from the annotation of a GenBank genome assembly.
AUGGGUGGCAAUGGCAAGGGCAAUGGAAAGUCGAGUGCGGAAGGGCAAGCUUCUGCUGGAGCGACAACCGGGAAAGCGGACCAGUACGUGCCUGUCUUCGACAACAGCCAGCGCUCUUACAAGGAGUUUCGCAAAAUGUGUGAACUUUACCGUGUGGAGAUGGAGCUGGCUGGGCGGCGGCAGGAGACGAUCUUCAACAUCGUCACCUUGCUCACCGGCAAGGCCUGGGACAUGGUGGACGACUUGACCACCGAGACCUUGCAGGGCGAUGGUGGCUACAACGCCGGACCGCGGCUUCAAGUACGAGACUUCGAGACGUUCUUCGUGAAGUUGAACCGCAAGCCGAACCAGACGCUUCAGGAGUAUGCCGCCGACUUCUCGAGACCCGAGCGCCAGAUCCGUGUGACCCACUCGGUGGAUCUUCCGCAGAAGGUCUUGGCCUGGUGGUUCCUCCGACGGCGCGGUGUCGGCCGUGACCAACGGCAACUGGUGCUCACGAACGUGGGCGCGGACAACCUCACCCUGGAGAGCGUGCAGAAGGCGAUGAACUUUAUCCUUGGCCAGGACUCCCGUCUUGAACCAAGGUGGGGAAAAGUCAAAGCCAACGCCUUCUAUCAGGACGAGCUCCACGACGAAGGGUACGACCAGGACGGUGACGAGGAGCCGACCUACUGGCAGGAGGAAGGCGACCACAGCCCACCUUGGCCGGGCGAGGGCGAGGACUACUACGACUACGACCCGAGCCCCCAGCACGAGGACGUGUUCGACGUGGACGAGUUCGACGAAGUGUAUGCCUCCUACACGGACUUGCCCUGGUGGACCGUGGGAACGUUCGACGUGGCGGCGGUGCUGGAAAAGGACGAGGCAAAGCACCCCAAUCGCCAAAAAGAUCAACUGCGAAAGCUCGCGGCCAGCAAGCAGCCGGGAGACACCGGGCACUGGGCCCGAAACUGGAUUCAGGCCAGCGCCGGCGGGGAAAAGAAGCGGAAAAUGGAAGGCGAAGACGAGAUCAUGAUGGACCUCGAGGAGGAAGCGAACAACCGGGCAAUGCAGGACGGUGGCGCAGCCAGUGUUCUUGGAAGUGCCACGGCAAUCCGGUGCUACCUGCGGUACCUCCUUGAGAAGGGCGUGGACCUCUCGACCAUCCCGUGCUUCAAGUGUGCCAAAGGCUUCCGCUUUGGCAACUCAGCCACCGGAGGCUCACGGCACUGCCUUCUUUUGCCGCUGACCUUGGAAGGCCGGAAGCUGCAGAUCCUGACUUAUGUCAUCGAGGGCAGUGCUCCUUUGCUGUUUGGCCGGCCGUUGCUGAAACGGUUGGGCGUGGUUGUCGACUACGACAAGGAGAAGAUGAAGCUCGCACUGUCCGAUGACGUGACCCGCCUUCUCGACGACAGCCCCUACGACGAGAUCCUUGUGCCCGACGACUACGAGAACCACGUCGCCGUUCAGGACCCGAUCGCCUUGGACGAGAUCCUGUUACUGUCCGAGCCGACCCUAGCCUAUGAGGAAGUGAACCUUGCGAAGCACCACAACAACGACUCGGGGAACCUUCUGGAAAACUGUGAGCCCAACGACGGUAUGAACAAUGAGGCCGUCACCCGACUUCUGCGCGAGAAGCUGACCACGGUCGAGAACGACGUUGCCCCCACCGCGGAGGAGGACAAGAAGGAGACUGUGGCCCUCACCGGCGACAAGGUGAAGGCCUUGAGCAAAGGACGCCUGCGCGGGCUGAUCAUGAUGGCCCAGGCUGCGACCAAGAAGCACAAGAGCCUCCUCUCCCAGACCAGCAGAGUGGGCAACAGCAGCCAACGUGUGGUCUGGCAGGUGUUUCCGGGAAAAGGCCGCCUUGGAGACGAGAUCCACAAGCAAGGCGGCAAGUUUCUGAACUUCUCGAAGGAGACCGGCUGGAACUUUACCCAGCCAAAGGUGCGGAAGCGUUUUCUCGCAAACCUGCGGGAGGAGCAGCCCGAUGAGGUACUGAUCGCCCCGUCGGGUCGCAUAUGGACCACCACGACAACAUCCUUGUGUUUGCGGCGGUUGUCUUUGAGACCCAGCGCCGUGCGGGACGCCACGCUCGCAUCUUGGAACGCGAGAUCGUGGAUGACAAAGGCCCUGGCCCGACUACAGGGCCACAGCAGCUACGUGGACCAGUGCGAGUACGGCCUGUCACUCCCAGACAACAAGAACGACCACAAGCUCCUGAGGAAGGCGACCUGCUUCUUUACAACUAAGCGGACUCUGGCCUACCGCCUGGAAAAGCGGUGCUCUGGGGAACACGCUCACGCCAACGUCCCGGACACCGAGAACAAGACGACCGAAAAACUACCCGCCGAGACCCUUCCGAACUUGCUGUUGCAGGACGAUGGUGCCGACGAGGUCCAUGCUGUCUCGCCGGGGUCCCCCUCUGAAGAGGACCUGCUGGGCCCGGACAAGGAACCAGCAGACAACACCAAGGAUGUGAGCCGAAAGAACCGGGACGAGGAACCAACAGACAACACCGAGGAUGUGAGCCGAAAGAACCGGGAACUUCGUUCGAAAGUGGGCAGCCAGGCCAUGAACUAUGUGACCCGUCUCCACAAGAACCUUGGUCAUCCUAGUUCGGACGUUUUGGUUCGUAUGCUGGAGGAGGUCCAGGCCACAGGCAACGUGAUCGAGGCGGCAAAGGGAUAUGUGUGCCCAACCUGCUACAGCCGUCGUCGUCCUCCUGGUGUUCCACCGGCAGCCGGCUUGAUGGCUCGCAACUUCGGUGACCGAAUCAUGGCCGACAGCGCUUGGAUCGACCUCGAAGGUGGCCGCCGCUGUGUGCUCACCAUCAUGGACCAGGCCACAAGAUAUGUUGCAGUGAGGUUGUUGGAAAGCGAGCGGGCCACCGAGUUUAUCAAGGGCAUCGAGCGUGCAUGGAUCAAGCAGUUUGGUGUGCCCAAGAUGCUGAGGAUUGAUGAGGCCAAGGGCUGGUCAUCACUGGCACUUCGUGAAUGGAGCCCGCUGCACAACGUUACUCUGGAGAUUGCCCCAGCAGAGUGCCACAACUGGCUUGGUGCAGUUGAGCGCAAGCACCAAGUGGUGCGAAGAGCCCUCGAGAUCUACAUGGACGAGAAGGGUGGCCGAACACUCAGUCACCUUAAGGAGGCUCUUGUGUAUGUCCCGGGCCAAAUCAACAACCUCAGCUUUGUCAGGGGCUUCACUCCAAACCAGUGGGUUACCGGCCGGCAACCGAUGAACUCAACAACUCUGAGUGGAGACUUCUUCAACCCUGGUGCCGACCCCAUGGACGAUCCCACCGACUUUGCACAGCUACAGCAAACUCGCUUGGCGGCACAACAAGCCUUUCUUCGUGCGGACACCGAUGCCCGACUGCGUCGCUCAAUGAACCAGCUCUACAACGAGGUCAAGGACGAUGUGGCUAGCUGCGGGCCAAAAGUGCUGGUACUGGUCAAUGACGAGGGCAAGAACACCAUUGUGUGGAUUGCCCAUGGGACCAAUCUUCUACGAUGUGGUCCUCAUCAAGUUCGUCCUCUUGUUCAGGACACCGGCUGUGCUCCUGUGGCCGAUCCUGCUGCUGCUCUUGCCGACCUCUACGACAUCCGCGCAAGGAGCACCACUCAGUUUCGCGACGUUUUUGCGUACGAGCCUGUCCUGGAGGAUGCCAUGGCCGAGGGUCCCGAGCCGCCGCAUGGUGACGAGGACCUUGCUGACUACUCUCCGUCACCGCCGGCUUCUGACGCUGAUGAUGAACGCGGUUUUGAAGCCCCUGUGCCUGGUGCUGCCGCUCUUCACUUCUGUUCCAGCGCUCGGAACCGCGCCGCCGCCGCCACAGCAGCAUGGCCGAGCCGGAGCCGGCCCCUAGCGAGACUGGUGUUGACCCACCCGGCCCUCCCAGCAAACGCCUCCGUGAUGCUCCCGCCCGCUGGGCUGGAUGCUGAUGCCGAAAUGGUUCCCGUGCCCUCGGAUGGCGACAGUGACCUCCUGGUCUCCGAUGUCUAUGUGGUGGACGAAGGCAGGGCCGCUGAUGAUUUACCAAAGAGCUGGACCAUUAUUGAGGGCGAGAUUGUGAUGGAUGAAGACCUUCGGCUGAAGAAGAGCGCAAUACAAGGAGAAAAGAGCCUUGGGCCCCAGUGUCACGAAAAUCCAGCUGGAGACGCGGAUUUGCCUGUAUCCCCUGGACACGGUGGCCAAGGAGGAGACACACCAAGUGAUACGCCAAUGGCGAUGCCUGCACCAGAAGGAGUUGCAGGAGGAUCCCUUCAGGCCCUGAUAGGGAACCUGUCGGCAGGCGCGCAAGCUUUGGCUAGUGCUGCAGGUACAGGAAGUACAAGGACUUACGACUCUGCAGCUAAGCUGGUGAAGAGUCCGGAUGUGUUCGCUCCAAAGAGUUUGGAGGAGGAAGUUUCACAGUGGCCCGAUUGGAGUUUCAGCUUCAAAGUGUUUGUGGGCUUCAUUGACCCCACCUAUGCAGAAGAGUUGAAGAAAGUGGAGCUGGCGCCACCAAAGCCAGCAGAGUAUACAGUUGGUGAAAGAGAAAGAAGUACAAAGCUGUAUGCGAUCUUGGCCUCGUAUCUUCGGAACAGGCCAUUGAAGUUAUUGAAGUCAGAAGGAAGUCCAGAUGGAUAUUCUGUAUGGAGGAGACUGUUUGAAGAGUUGGAGCCGUCAAGCCGAACAAGAGGGCUGGCAAUGGCUCAAGCUCUAGUGAGCUUUCCCCAGAUGACGAAGGGGACUUCUAUCUUAGACUAUCUGCUUACCUACGAAAAACUGGUUGCGGAAUACGAAAAACUGUCCGAAGGAAAACCCUACGAUGAGAAUUUGAAAAUCGGAACAGUACUCAAAGGUUUGCCAAAUGAGUUGAGGAAGCAUAUCCUGAUAGGAUUGACCCCUACGACGAAGUACGCAGACAUCAGGAAGAAGUUGCUUGAGUAUGAAAGAAGUACCCAUUCGUGGAAUGCGGAGAACAUUUUGCAGUCUUUCAACAUGGAAAGCGCAACGAAGAAUACACCCUACAAUGGGCCACAACCAAUGGAUAUUGAUCGAGUAGAAGAGGAAGGAACCCAUCAAGGAGAUCACGAGAAGAGUUCCUCUAGCAACGCCCCUGCUACAAAGAACGAGACUGGUCAAGUGAGGCAGAUCACAGCAGAAGCGGCGCGACAAGCCCGACGAGUGGAAAUGACAGAAGAUGAGGAUGAAGAGCUCAACUUUGUGAGGUUGUGUCAGGAGUUUGAAGAGCUAGUGGAAGGAGAACUGAGAAGAGUUGAGGAGUUUGAUAUCUCUUCGAAUGAUGAGGAAGAAGAAAGCGAGGAGGAAUCAACAGAUGGGUUGAUGGAGUGGUACCAAGGAUGGAUGUGCAUCAGAAGACUUGAAGAAGAGGAAAUGAAAGUGCAGCCGGUGAGGCUGGAAAGAGAAUUGAAAAACGAGCUGAAGAGCAAAGAAGAUGAAGAUGGAUGGUUUGUGCUGAAUGAUGGCACACCUGCAAGGUUUGAUUGGUACAUGGGGAAGACGUUUGACCCAACAGGUCAGUUCCCCAACAGGCUCUACGAAGGAGAAGGAGAUGAAGGAGAUUAUUUUCCUUAUCGAACAACCUUGCUAGGAAAGCUGAAAAGAAGCGGAGAAAGAGUGUUGAAUGAAGUGGAUUGGAAGAGUAUGGAUUUCUUUGAGUGUACGGAGAUCUGGAAGGAUCGCGAAAGAGUUCAGCUUGGGGCUAGUCCUCAAGACCGGCUUGAGGUGAUGGUCACCUUGUUGGAAAAAGGGAUGAAGGAACCGAGUGACAUGGGUUGCUCACGAAUUUGGAAGAGUUGGAGAGAGAGCUGGCACAAGAAGGAGUGCCGAUGGAGGUCACGGGAACCUCCACGAGUUCGAAAGAGAAGGAAGGAAGCGAACGAGAGGAACCGAAGAGAGGAGUUCCAGUGA